AUGGCCGAAGUCAAAUUCACAACGCUCUGUCUCUUGGGAUGUGGAAAUCUGGGCGGCGCAAUCCUCGACAGUCUGCUCAAUGCCACUGAAAAAGAGUCCCUCUUCACUAAAUUCAUCGCGUGCGUGCGAAGUCAGAGCUCAGAGGAAAAGCUGGCAGCGCGGUUCUCCCAGCAUCUCGCUAAAUUGACCAUCAAGCGGGGAGACAACACUCAAGCCGUGCGCGAAGCCGAUGUGAUCAUUCUGGGAGUUGACCCAUCCGAUAUCGAGUCGGUCCUGUCGCAGCAAUCCCUCCGCGAAGCAUUGGGGAACAAACUUCUGAUCAGCAUCGCAGCUGGUUGGACCAGACGAAAGCUCGAGCAAACCAUCUACGGCAGCGAGACUACCAAUGCCAAUAAAUCCGACCGUGCUUGGGUGGUGCGAACUCUGCCGAAUAUCGCCGCGCAGGUGUCUCAGUCUCUCACGGCCAUCGAGGUCUCAGAGCCUGCUCCACCUGCACACUACCUGACUGUCACAAAUGAGAUUUUUGAGCGGAUCGGAAAAGCUGUUCAGAUCGAUCCGAGGUUGAUGAAUGCUACCACGGCCGUUGGGGGGAUCGACACCGGCUAUUCGAUGCAAGGUACUGCGGCAAUGCUUCAAAGUGGAAUACACCCGGCUUUGCUGAAGGACCAAGGCACGUCUCCUGAGGGGUGUACGAUUGGAGGUUUAAUGGUGAUGGAAGAGGCUGGAGUAAGAGGAUCUGUGGGCCGGGCACUGCGAGAGGCUGUUACUUUGGCUCGUCUGAUGGAGACGCAGGAGCAUGUCAAUGAUACUCGACGUUAA
Molecule: messenger RNA, 819 nt
Organism: Penicillium waksmanii
Lineage: Eukaryota; Fungi; Ascomycota; Eurotiomycetes; Eurotiales; Aspergillaceae
Product: pyrroline-5-carboxylate reductase family protein
Exons: 3
Coding region: 1-819 (272 amino acids)
Biological process (GO): L-proline biosynthetic process
Molecular function (GO): pyrroline-5-carboxylate reductase activity
Source: RefSeq, a predicted model, not a curated record